This is a messenger RNA of Carassius auratus (goldfish), 3926 nucleotides long. Its product is annotated as calcium-activated chloride channel regulator 4A-like. Bases 91 to 2838 code for a protein of 915 amino acids. Lineage: Eukaryota; Metazoa; Chordata; Actinopteri; Cypriniformes; Cyprinidae. The record is from RefSeq and is a predicted model, not a curated record. Gene Ontology annotation, cellular component: plasma membrane. The transcript is spliced from 14 exons.
CCAUCAGUCCGUAUCAGUAUAAAUCCCUCGUUUUGACUUGACAUAGUUCAAAACGGUUUGGGAGUUGCUGUUCUUCUAAAAUCUGUAGCUAUGGAUUCAAGAGCGAUGUUUGUCUUAUUAUGGAUGUUGCUGUCGUCCACCUCCUCUGGAAUCAAACUAGAUGGAAAUGGCUAUGUUGACGUUAUAAUCGCAAUCAGUUCAAGAGUACCACAGGAUAACACGCUCAUUGAUAAAAUCAAGGAGAUGGUCACUGAGGCGUCGUUUUCCCUUUAUGAUGCAUUGAAUAAAAAGGUAUAUUUCAAAGAAGCUACAAUUCUAGUCCCACCUCAGUGGAAUGGUAUUAACUUUACCAAAGCAAGAACAGAGUCAUUUGGAAAGGCCAAAAUAAGAAUUGAUAAUGCUAAUCCAGCAUACGAUGUUGAACCCUACACUAAUCAGUAUGGAGAAUGUGGAGCUGAGGGCGAGUACAUUCAUUUCACCCCAGAAUACCUCCUGAAUGACUCUUUUAUUCAGCUUUAUGGAUCAAGAGGAACCGUUUUUGUGCAUGAAUGGGCUCAUCUGAGAUGGGGUGUAUAUGAUGAAUACAAUAGAGAUAAGCCAUAUUACCACUCUAAUAGCCAUACUGAAGCUACAAGGUGUAGUGAAAAAAAUGGAGGUCAGUUUUAUAAUGUUACAGCAGGAGGAUCUCUUCAACCUUGCCGCAUUGAUCCACAAACUUCUCUGCCUGCCAAGGGGUGCAUGUUUUUCCCAAACAGGAAUCAAAUCACAAAUUGCUCCAUUAUGUUCUCACCGAGUCUGGAUCCUGUGACUGCAUUUUGUCAAGAAGAUGAGCACGAUUAUGAAGCUCAAAACAUGUUCAAUAAAAAAUGUGGCAAAGCAACAUGGACUGUAAUUUUUGAGGAUUCUGUGGAUAAAGACGCACUUCGUUCUCUGAAACCACUGCAGUCCCCUCCACCGCCACCAUCUUUCAAAGUUCUGCAGAGGACACAUCGGGUCGUUUGUCUCAUCCUUGAUGUCUCAGGAAGCAUGCAAGACGCUAGAAUUCUUCAACAGCGACAGGCUGCCACACAUUUCCUGCGGUACAUCAUUGAAGAUCAAGCCAGUGUUGGAAUUGUAACCUUUAGUACUUCUGCUUCUACUCUGCGAUCCUUGACUAUUAUUGACAGUGAAAACACACGAGAGACUCUCAUCCAAUCGUUACCAACAGUAGCAAGUGGAUCUACAAACAUGUGCUUGGGCCUUAGUCAAGGCUUACAGGUACUUCAAAACGACAAUGGGGAUGUAUUAGGAGAUGAAAUCAUUUUUCUGACAGAUGGUCAGGCAACAGACAACAUUACUGGUUGUGCUCCAUCUGCAAUACAAAGUGGUGCCAUUAUACACACACUAGCUUUUAGUAACAGUGCAGCUAGUGCACUGAUAGAAAUGGCGAACAAAACUGGGGGAAUAUUUUUCAUAGCCAGAGAUGACAUGAUCUCUAACCAGUUAAUGGAUGCAUUUGCUAUGCUUACAUUAUCAACUGGUGAUUACACAAAAGAACCAGUUCAGCUCGAGAGUGUUGGAGCAAGGACAUCUGGUUGGUUCAACGGGACAGUAUCAGUGGAUCAGACUGUUGGGAACAAAACCAGCUUUGUAAUAAUCUAUGAAAAAAGUUUUCCUAGUGUUUACAUACAAUCACCAAGUGGCUCAAUCUACACUCAGACAAAUAUGAGCCAUGAUGGUUCACUCAACAUAGUCACUUUAAACAUUCCAGGAACUGCAGAGCCUGGGGACUGGAAGUACAGUGUCCAAACCUCCUCAAAUCAGGCUUUCACUAUAACAGUAACAAGUCAAGCACCAGAUGAUGUGAUUCCUCCUAUUAUUGUAAAAACCCACAUGAACCAGCAGUUCAGUGACGGCUCUAAACCCAUGACAGUGUUUGCUGAGGUUAGUCAGAAUUACAGGCCUGUAAUAAAUGCUGAAGUGUGGGCUACACUGGAGUCGGAAACUGGGUCCGUGCAUACAUUACAACUCCUGGACAAUGGAGCAGGAGCUGAUGCUUUCAAAGAUGAUGGCGUCUAUUCCAGAUAUUUCACAAAGAUGGUAAACGGGAGGAGUAGCUUGAAAGUAAGAGUGAAGAACCAAGAGGGACAGACCAGAUUUGCUGCCGAGUAUGUACCUGGAUAUGUGAUAAACGGUGUAGUGCAGCUACACCCUCCAAAGCCUCCAGGUUCUGAGGAACCUCUUGAGGUGGGAAACUUCACCAGAACAGCCACCGGAGAGAGUUUUGCAGUGAAACUUUCAGACACAACUCCACCAAACUUCCCUCCCAACAGAAUCACAGAUCUGAGUGCUGAGAUCCAGGAGGACACUGUGCUUCUCAGCUGGACAGCACCUGGAGAGGACCUCGACCAAGGCACAGCUAAAUCCUAUGAGAUCAGGUGGAGCUUUGACCUUGAUAUGCUUCGAGGCAGCUUCAGCAAUGGUCAUGCAGUCAAUACAGCAGGCAUCUCACCUCAGAAGGCUGGAUCAGAUGAAAAGUAUUCAUUCAAACUCAAUUUCCAAAUCGAAAAUUGCACCACAGUCUUCUUUGCGGUUCAGUCUAAAGACAAUCAAAAUGUAUCAUCUGAAACCUCCAACAUUGCUCCAGGUUCAAUGAUCCCCCCUGGUCCAAAACCCCCAGGAGAAUCAUACCCAUGCAUGAGUUUAAUAAUUCUUGUAAUUUCUCUGUGUGUGGAAACUAUGGUCAUAUGCUUUAUUGUUCCUUUAACCAGAAGGGUGGUGAAAUUCAGGAAACGCUUUGCUGAAAGGAAAGUGGCAUUAACUAUCGCAAACAAAUUUCAAAUCAAUCCCUAUGCCUAAUUUUAACAUAACUAUGUACAUCCAACAGCUUUAUAAUUUUUCUUAAAACAUUCAAUUCUAUAAAAAAGGAUUUCUUGGUUUCUGAAUAUUUUUGCAGCAUCACAAACAAGCAUGUGUAUUUUUGCAGCAUCUUGCAAAGAUUAUUAAGUAUUUCUGUUUUGUUUUAACAAAUACGUGACAUUUGUUUAUCUUGUAGGAUUAUAUUACAUUGUGACCUUAUCUAGUACGUAGUGUUGAUUUCCAUAUAGUUGUUGAUUCUCAUAUAGUUCCAUUUUCCUUUCUUUUUUUUCCCACAUGUCCGGGGAUAAAUCCCGUUUUUUUGUGUCCUGUCCCAGACUGGAGUUGCCACCGAAAUAUCUUCUUUUUACAGCACUUUCAAAACACUCAUAAAAUACACUGCAGUGAGCCACUACGGUCAAGCCAUUCACAGUUUGAAAAUACAUGGUCGAGCCAGCCAUGAUAAGAGAGAGAGAGAGAGUGCUUUCAGAGUGCUUUUUGUCGAUUACCCAAAGAGAUACUAAAAUAAGAUGUAAUGUUUUCAGAUUUUUCUUGUACUUAUACUUUAUAAUUAUCGGUGUGUUCGACAGUUGUGCUUCUUUGAAUAAUGGUUUUCUAUAAUACUUUUCAAGUCAUUGUUUGAUGUGUUGACAACAGGAGUCUACAAGUGUAUACUCUUUCAAAAUGCCUCACUUGCUUUUAGUUUUACUGAAAUGGAACAACAUUAACAACAUAAGCCCUGUAGCAAAUACCAUAUUUCUAAUAAAUUAACUUUGUGACUAAACUCUCCAAAUAAAUAGACACUACGAAAAAUCCAGCCAUUUUAUGUCUAAAUAAGCUGGGGUGGUGCUUACGGCAUAUAUCUCGAGCUACCCAUAUAUCUGGCAUCCCUCCAUUCCAUACAGUAAUCAGCUUCAUUUUCAGUGGGUUUGUCUCAAUCUUAUUAAUUACUGACUCAAUUUGGCAUGGCAAGGAUGUGAUCAGUUUGUGGCACUGCUGAGGUGGCAUGGAAGCCCAGGUUUCUUUGACAGUGACCUUCAGCUCAUCUGCAUUUUUUGGUCUCUUGUUUCUCAUUUUUCUCUUGAUAAUAC